Messenger RNA from Myotis davidii, 2259 nucleotides. RefSeq names its product protein disulfide isomerase-like, testis expressed (gene PDILT). The transcript is spliced from 15 exons. Gene Ontology annotation, biological process: protein folding. Gene Ontology annotation, cellular component: endoplasmic reticulum. NCBI's taxonomy places the organism in Eukaryota, Metazoa, Chordata, Mammalia, Chiroptera, Vespertilionidae. The record is from RefSeq and is a predicted model, not a curated record. The coding region runs from base 1 to 2259 and encodes 752 amino acids.
AUGGCGCUUUUCUGGAGGGCCCUGCUGUUGGCAGGCUCCUGUGUGUCUGCAGUCCAGGGCUGGCCGGCGGAGGACAGCGAGGAGGACAUGGACAUCCUGCCCCAGCCCCUGCACAUCGCACAGGAAGGCCACCUGAUGGUGCUGACGCCUGCAGGUCUGACCCAGAUGCUCAACCAGACCCGCUUCCUCCUGGUGCUGUUUUAUGACCCGUCCUCAAAGCAAUCCAGGAGCCUCGCCAAGGAGCUGGGCAAAGCCGUGGAGAUCGUGGGCAAGGGCAAGAACGGGGUCGGCUUUGGCAAAGUAGACAUCACGGUGGAGGAGGAACUUCGCCAGGAGUUUGAUGUUCAGAAGCCCCCAGAAUUGAAGCUGUUUUUUGAAGGCAACAGGUUGGCACCCAUCAGCUGCAAAGGAGUGGUUGAGUCUGCUGCCCUGGUCGUUUGGUUGAGAAGACAAAUUAGCGAGAAAGCGUUUCUGUUCACUGACAUCCACCAGGUGACAGAGUUUGUGAAAGCCAGGCCCUUGGUGAUCAUUGGCUUCUUCCAGGAUUUAGAAGAAGAAGUAGCCGAGUUGUUCUAUGAUGUGAUCAAAGACUUCCCAGAGCUGACGUUUGGAGUGAUGUUGAUUAGUAAUGCCAUCGGGCGUUUUCGUGUCACCCUUGACAGUGUUCUGGUGUUCAAAAAGGGGAGAAUUGAGAGCCGCCAGGAGCUUAUUAAUGACAGCACCAACAAGCUUGUCCUCAAUCAAGUCAUACGACAGCACCUCACAGGCUUCGUCAUUGAGUACAACUCUGAGAGUAAGGAUCUGAUUUAUGAGCUGCACAUCCAGAAUCACAUGCUGCUUUUUGCCUCCAAAAGCUGCAAGUCGUUCGGUGCGAUCAUGCAGCAUUACAAGCUGGCCUUGGAGGAGUUCCAAAACAAGAUCCUCUUCAUCCUGGUGGAUGCAGACGAGCCUAGAAACGGACGUAUCUUCGAAUACUUCCGGAUCACAGAGGUCAAUGUCCCAUCUGUCCAAAUCCUGAACUUAAGCUCUGAUGCGAGAUACAAAAUGCCUUUCGGGAGCAUAACCUCCCAAAACCUCAAGAAAUUUGGCCGCAGCUACCUGCGUAGAAGCGCCAAGAAACAUCAGCCCAGUGAGGAGGUCCCACCGCACUGGGACCAGGGGCCGGUGAAGCAGCUCGUCGGGAAGAACUUCCAACCCAUGGCCUUCGACAAGGAAAGGGACGUCUUUGUGAUGUUCUACGCGCCUUGGUGCAACCAGAGCAGAGGGCUGUUCCCCGUGUUGGAGGAAUUGGGCAUGAAGUACCGAAACCACUCCACAGUCACCAUCGCCAUGAUUGACGUCACCGCAAACGACAUUCAGCUGGUGCACCUGGACCGGCACCCCUUCUUCAGGCUCUUCCCCGCCAACUCGCAGCAAGCGGUAGUGUACACGGGAGAACACACCGUGAAGGGCUUUUCUGACUUCCUGGAAAGUCAGAUCCAGGCCAGGACUGAGGAGGGAGAUGAGCUGACACCUGUUGAGCAAAGUGAAGUGACAGAAGAGGAGGUACUAGCUAAGGAAGAGUUUCCUGAACAGCAGUUGCCUGAGCUGGAGAAUGCGACCAAGUUGGAAGAGCCAGUUGGGCAGAAGGAAACAACUGAGGCGGAGGAGGUGGAGGAGGAAGAGGAGGAGGUGACUAAGCCAAAGGAACCACCAAGACCAGAGCAGAAGCCAGGAGUGAAGGAAGAGCUACGUCCAGGCCUGAGUGUGCCGGGCCUCGUGGACACCAACAGGAAAGGGCAUUGCCAUGCAGGAAAGCGACAGCCUCGCAGCCUAGAAAGGAAAAGCCGUGUGAAGGGGGACUAUUCCAGCCCCCAGGAAAGUAGUCUCAAGAAACGGCUAGAGAGCAAUGGGAGGAGGGCGAGCCGCGGGCAGCUUUGUACAGGGGAGCACUCCCUUGGAAAAUGGAGAUGGUUCUCUGUCUCCAGCUCAGCCCAGAAGCAUGAAACCCAAGCUAUGUCCAGCAGCGCCCUCUACCUGACGGCGGGGCCACCGUCCGUGGUGUCCACAUCAACAUCAACAGCAGCUGCGGGUGUUCCUACCCCUGGACACGAGGAUCAGCCCAUGGCCAGUCGUCAGCCUCAGCAGGGUGGGAUGGGCAUGCUCAGCAUGUGGAUGGCCCUCCUCCAGAGCCCUGCCUACUCGCAGCCCUGCCAGGGCUUCUCCGUUACCCUGUCCACCACGGCCUUUCUCCAUGUGGGCCCUGCACUGGAGGGGUGA